UUACGCGUAAACAAAGUGACAUGACUGAAAAGUGAAUCGAAGGUGAACUUGAGUGAUGUGAAUUUUUCAAAUCAUUAUUCUUCGUAUUAUUGUUAUUGAUUUCUUCGUCCAAUCCUUUAUACCAUAUUAAUAUUGACAUGAAUGUCAGUGCAAUAUAAUAAUUGACAAGCAAUUAGAUCAUUAAUCAUCUCAUCGUGUACUCCAUCGUGUAUUUCUUUGUCACAAUCCUGAGCAGUUAACCAACAUGUCAGACGUAAAAAGUCUCGAACAUCCCACAUUGAAGGUUCCAUAUGAACUUUUGAACAAGAAGUUUCGCUCUGCUCAGAAGACUCUUGAUAGAGAAGUAUCACAUGUACAAGCAGUAUCUAAUGAACUUGAAAAAAGUUUCAAAACUGAUGGAUCUUAUGUAGCCAGUGGAGAAAUAACCAAAUUACUUGGCGGUGUAGUUGCCAGACUUCAAGUUUUAAAACGCAAAGCUCAAGAAUCUAUAGCUGAGGAAUUACAAGCAGGCAUGGUGUGCAAAAGAAGAUUGGAUCACUUAAAGGAACAUGCUAAUACCUCUCCGAGUGCUGUCAAUCAGUGGAGACGACAGAGAUUGGACAGAAUGCUAGUAGAAUAUUUUCUUCGUAAAGGAUAUUACAAAACGGCAACUAAAUUGGCAGAUAGCAGCGAGCUUAGAGAGCUAACAAAUAUUGAUGUAUUUAUGGUAUCAAGAGAAGUGGAGAAAUCUUUAGCCAAUCAUGAAACUGCGAGAUGCAUAGGUUGGUGCCACGACAACCGAUCAAAACUAAGAAAACUGGGUAGCACAAUGGAGUUUAAUUUGCGCGUGCAGGAAUUUAUUGAAUUAGUAAGAACUGACAGACGGCUCGAUGCGGUAAAACAUGCUCGAAAAUACUUUGCCAAUUAUGAUGACUACCAGCUGCAAGAGAUUCAGUAUUGUAUGGGUCAAUUGGCUUUCCCGGCUCACGCAUACCUGAGUCCUUACAAGGAUCUGCUGGAUGAAAAGAGAUGGGAUAAACUGAUCGAAACAUUUCGACAAGAAAACUACAGAUUGUUUCAGUUAGCGAGCCAGAGUGUUUUUACAGUGGCUUUGCAGGCUGGCUUGUCGGCUCUCAAAACUCCUCAGUGCUAUAGCGCGAAUAAAGAAGGCCGAAAUCAUAGCUGUCCAGUUUGUAAUGAAGCAUUGAAUAAAUUGGCCGCGCCACUACCUUUUGCUCAUUGUUCUCAAUCACGGCUGGUUUGUAGCAUAAGCGGGAAACCACUAAAUGAAUAUAAUCAGCCAAUGAUGAUGCCUAAUGGAUAUGUAUAUGGCGAACAAGCAUUAGAAAAAAUGGCUCAAGAAAACAACGGCACAGUAAUCUGUCCAAAGACCAAAGAAGUAUUUCCGUAUAAGAAAAUCGAGAAAGUUUAUGUUAUGUAAACUUUCAUACUAUUGACACAGUAUAUAUAUAUAUAUAUAUACAUACAUUGUACUAUAUGUUUAAUGCUUAUGGCCCACUCUUUGCUCUAAUCGUUUCGUUAUUUAAUAAUAGUUGGAUAUAAUUAAUGGAUGAAAUAACAUUAAUUUUAAAACAAAAUUAUGUAUCUAUUUAUUUAUAUCCAUCCUGUGUAAGAAGUAUAAGCAAUUAUAAGAAAU
Linepithema humile (Argentine ant) is the source of this 1636-nucleotide messenger RNA. RefSeq names its product Katazuke (gene Kaz). The record is from RefSeq and is a predicted model, not a curated record. Gene Ontology annotation, cellular component: cytoplasm; nucleus; GID complex. NCBI's taxonomy places the organism in Eukaryota, Metazoa, Arthropoda, Insecta, Hymenoptera, Formicidae. Gene Ontology annotation, biological process: proteasome-mediated ubiquitin-dependent protein catabolic process. Gene Ontology annotation, molecular function: ubiquitin protein ligase activity; protein binding.